CCGGACUACAGGGCUAUUGUUGGUCACAAAAACUACCUUUCGCAUUCCGAGACGGCGAACCGGAAGACGGAUCUGGGUCAGUUAGACUAACCGGCCCGGAUUGCACGAUCGGCGUCUGGUAGGCGGUCAGACCCACAGGGCCGACACCUCGAACCCCUCGGGGCUCGGUCCUAGAUUUGACGCUCAAUCACCAUGUCCUGCAUUCAGGUUCUUGGUUCUUGGUUCUUGGUUCCUGUUGUCUAUGCAGAUACAAACUUGCCUUUUCUUAUUUCAACCAUUGUGAAAUGGAAAUAUGCACCUCAGUAGCUGUUAGUCCGCUCUACCAUUCCCGUCAGUGUAGUUUGCGGCACGCAAUGGACGAGUUAGAACAGACUCAAGUCAACCAACACAGGAGCGCCACGGCUGAAUCAUUGGCUCAUCUGUCGGCUAUGCACUCUCAGAGGUCGGUAUUGCAUUGUGGACAGUGCAAGACACCUGUCGAACUGUGACGCUCUUUCUGCUGAAGCCAAUGGUUGCGCCUUCUGGACAAGAAUUGGAUGCGCUUCCCGAGUGGCUAAGUAGGUAGCUGAGCAAAAGCAGAUCUUCCGAUCUUGACGACCUCUCUAACCUGUCGAGUCAUUUGUUCUGUUUGUUCUCUUUUCUCUGUUUGCUCAACCUCGACUCAACUGGACAAUAUAAGGUAUUAUUGUGAUCACAGGAUAGCCGGGCUGUGACGAUGGCAACAAUGCCCAAAUCAGUCAUCAUUGUUGGCGGCUCCAUCGCUGGUCUCCUCCAUGGCAUCUAUCUCAAACGUCAUGGCGCCAACGUGAUCAUCUUGGAACAAGAUCCCAACCCCAGGCGCAGUAGCCACAAUGCCGGCAUCUGUUUUGGUCCCUCGGUUCAGGAAUUUCUUCGCUUAUACAAUGAUACGGGUAUUCAGGCUUGCCAACCAGCUGUCGUGACCAGAUUAGCAUACCGUCAGAACCUGUAUUGGAGAGACACCGGCAUCGUCAGACACCUCACCAGCUGGGGUGUGUUGUAUCGGAUCUUGCGAGCCAACUUUGACGGAUUGGCGUCUGACGCUGUAACUAUCCCGCCUCCAGCCAGGGCCGGAGAUGGCCAAUGCAGCUAUCUCCCUGGUCAGAGGGUGACGAGCGUGCAGAAGACAUCAGAUGGUGUGGUUGUUGGGUAUCUGGGCGAGGAUGGAAAAGAGAGAUGUUCGGUGGCUGAUCUGGUUAUCGGGGCUGAUGGCCUACAUUCGACCGUCAGGGGCUUGUUGAAUGCCCCUGUGGUGAAGGAGUACUCCGGAUAUGUCUCCUGGAGAGGAACCGUCUGCGAAGCCAAAGUGUCACGUGAAACGGCCAGGUAUUUUCAAGAUCGGACAGUGCUCAGUUUGCUGAAGAGGACCUACAUUGUAUGCUACAUAAUCCCGCCCGAUUCCGGAUCCUUUGCCCCUGGUACCAGGCUGAUAAACUGGGUCUGGUAUUGUAACCUUUCUGAGACCCCCGAGACCAACUUUGUGGAACUUUUAACGGACACCAAUGGACACCUCCACGCCAAUACCGUUCCUUCCGGACUCGUACGGGCUGAGAUUUGGAAGUCUCAUCUGGCUCACAUGCUUCCCUUGAUACCAGGCCCCUUUGCAGAACUCUUCACCCAAACAGAGCAACCAUUUAUUACCAAGGUGAAUGACGCUCUGUGUUCGAAAGCAACAUUCUUCGACGGGCGGGUCUUGCUGGUGGGCGAUGCACUGGCUACCUUCCGGCCUCACUUUGCCCUUGCAACAGAGCAAGCCGCCAGACAUUGUUUAGGUCUUGCAAGAGUGUGGAAGGGGGAGAUCACAUUGCAGCUGUGGGAAAGGGAGGCUGUUGAUCAUGCUACAAAAAUCUGGUUAGGAAGCCGAGUGAUGGGGGCAGGGCUCUUGCGGGGAUGGGUUGAGUUUUUGUUACUGGCUUGGAAGUACGUGGCUUUUUUUGCAAGAUCAAAACUAGGUUGGAAAAGAGUGUGA
Podospora pseudopauciseta is the source of this 1987-nucleotide messenger RNA. RefSeq lists its product as uncharacterized. The transcript has 3 exons. Bases 716 to 1987 code for a protein of 423 amino acids. NCBI's taxonomy places the organism in Eukaryota, Fungi, Ascomycota, Sordariomycetes, Sordariales, Podosporaceae. Gene Ontology annotation, molecular function: FAD binding. The record is from RefSeq and is a predicted model, not a curated record.